AUGUUCACAAUUGUGAAAGAAAAAGAAGAGCAAUUAAGAGAGGCCACCAACAUAACUGAGAGGAUGAUCGCAAUUGUGAAAGAAAAAGACGAUAUGGUAAGAAAUAUGAUGAUCCUCUAUGACAAUCUGAAGAAGGAAAAGGAUUUUCAGAUCCACGAUUUGAUGGCUGAGCAGGAAAAACUCAAAAACGAUCACCGGAUUUUGGAAGAGAAAUUAGAAGACGCUCUUAGUAAGAGGGAGAAGGAAUUAGAAGAGGCACAUAAUAGCAUACAAGAUAUGGAAAGGCUCUUGAAGGAAGAAGGAAAGGAAAAAAGAGAGCUGACAAAUCUUUAUAACAAAAUGGUCGAGAACAAGGACCAUCAGAUUAGAGAUAUAUUGGCUAAAGAAGAUAAACUGAAGGCAGCCAAAGAACUCUCGCAAGAAAAACUAGAAGAGUUGGCUAAUCGUAUGCAGGAUUUGGAAAGCCUCUUAAAGGAAAAAGAGGAGGAAAAAACAGAGAUGACAAGUCUCUAUGACAAAAUUAUUGCAACCAGAGAGCAGCAGAUCAAAGAUUUGUUAGCUAAAGAAGAUAAACUGAAGGAGGAACAAGAGACAUUACAAGAAAAAUUAGGCAAAGCCCUCUCUUGUCUCAAAAGGAGGCAAGAUUUCAAAAUAGAAAUUGAAAGGCGAUGGCUACUGGAGAUGAGGGAAAAAAAUAGAGAGCUCGAUAUGUUGAGGAAAUUAUGUGAGGAAUAUGAUGAGAGACAGAGAAAUCUAGAGGAAAAAUUGGGAGAAGAUUUAAACGAAAUGCAGAAAUUAGGGCUCUCACUGAAAAAAGCAGAAGACUCACUUACGGAGACAUGUUGGUUGGUGAAGGAGAAAGAAGAAGCUCUUGUUAAAGUAAGAAGUCGGUGUGAGGAACAGGACACGGGGCUUGAGAGGCUUCGACAACAGGGUAUACAUCUACAAGGAAAACUUCAGAAGAAGGAGGUAGAUUAUGAAAGUUUAUCAGUUCAAAGAAAUGAGCUGGAAACUCUCUUAAAUACAGAGAAAGAGCUGUUGAGAGAAAGGGAAAGGGAAAUAACUGACUUGAAAAUGAGAUAUCAGCAGAUAUUACUAGAGAAGGAGCAACAAGAAAAAAGCUUGCUAGAAGAGAAUGACUGCUUGCAAAAAGAGGUAGCAAGCUUGCAAGUUGGCCAGGUAGUUGCUAUGAGCAACGAGGAGAAAUUGAAGGGUGAGUUGAAAUUCGCAGAGGAAAAAGUCCUAAAUUUCCUGAUGGCUGAGAAACAGAACCUGCAUACAAUUGAAAAGCUUACAAAAGAAUGUGAACUAUUGAAGGAGAAAUGUAGGACACUAGAGGGAAGUAAGGCAAAGGCAGAAAAAUGUGCCAGAGAACAACAAAGAAUGCAGGAAGAAGCAUUAAGAAUGCAAGAUAAAUACAUGUUGAUGGGCCUUCUCCACAGGAUUGCUCAAAGGGAUUUUGAGUUAGAACGCAUUGCAGGGGAGGAGCAUGAGAUUACAGAGGCUGAAGGAGAGAAGCCAGAAACUGAAAGUGAAGAUCUUGUGCAUGAAAAUAAUCAGGAGUUUAGCAAUGCCCAGGAUGAGAAUAGAGGAUACUUAAGGAGGCAAUGGUUGGAUGUAACCAGCAUCGUAGAAGACAUUCUGUAUAGGGAUCAAAGGCCUCCAGAGGAAGAAAGAGAUGUAGAGCCGAACCAUUAG
This is a messenger RNA of Macrobrachium nipponense, 1698 nucleotides long. Its product is annotated as trichohyalin-like. The record is from RefSeq and is a predicted model, not a curated record. NCBI's taxonomy places the organism in Eukaryota, Metazoa, Arthropoda, Malacostraca, Decapoda, Palaemonidae. Bases 1 to 1698 code for a protein of 565 amino acids. The transcript has a single exon.